AUGUCCACUUUAGCCACCAAUGACUCCUCCACCCAGAUCAGGACCUUGUACAAGGAGAUCACACUACUAAAAAAACUGAUAAGUGAAAAACAAACUGCACAUAGUUCAAAAAAGAAAAAGAAGAAUAAGGUAAGUAAACCCAAAAAUUCCAAGCGAUCCUUUCACAACCCUUCGCUUGUGCAGAAUAGUAGCGCGCCAAGCUCCCAUUCUCCUAAUAGGGGUGUUGAAAAUGGUGUAUCUAAUGCACAACCUCAGCAACAAUGGGUUGUUUCAAGUGAUGGGAAAUCAGUGAUUAGUGCCAGAAUAUUUAGGGGCGAUUUAAACAAAUUGAAUGAACUGUCAAGUAGAUUAGCUCAAGAAGAGCAGAUGGAAAAGGCAAGGGCAAUUGCCAAGUUAAAGAAGAAGUUAGCCAAAUACAAGUACAAGUAUGCCAUGUGUGACCGAGUCUUGAUCAAUGGAGAGAAGUAUUCAGUUGUGGAGAAUGGCUAUAUGCUCUUUCCCUUGACCUAUUACAAAAACGCAGGCGACGACGUUUUCUGGAAUGAUCAUUGGUAUAAGGCUACAAAGUCAGGUUACUACAAAAUGCAAGGUUGCUCAAGAAAGAAACUGAUGGAGGGUUGUCGCUACUUUACAGAAUCAGGAUUUUGUGCAAAAGGUUCAAAUUGUGGAUACAAGCAUGACAAGGCAAGGAUUCGAAUAUGUCCUUUCUUUUUGAAUGGUAGUUGUACAAAUAGCAACUGUUUAUUAAAUCAUAAUCUAAAUCAUCACAACACACCCUUGUGCUACUUUAAAAUGGAGAAGCGAUGUACAAAUUCUCAAUGCAGAUAUAGUCACUUGGCUCCAGAAUAUUCCGGAGAUCCAAACUACGAGAUUAGUAUCUGCAGACCUUUUGCAGUCGGCCAUUGGUGUCCAAGGGGUAGGAAUUGUCCUUUCUUGCACGUUUGGAAUUGCCCAGAUUAUGAUGAAGAGUUGAAUUGUCCUAGAGGUGACACAUGUACAUUGAGACAUUUAUUCACAUUAAGGAUGCAGGACAAUAUAAGCACAAAACCAAAUGUGUAUAUCCGAGAUCAAACUUUGGUGCAAGAAGAAGAGGAGCCGGUUCCGUCCUCUUCAAAAAUCAAUGUCAGCAGUUAUACUGUUGAUCCUAGUGUGUUGUUUGCCACUGACACGAGCGGGAAUUAUCAGCAUUACAUUGACCAAGUGCUAUUUAACAAUAAAAAGAUCGAGCCCGCUCCCUCCACACUGUUUUUGAUAGAAAUUUCGUCCGAUGAAGAAUGUUUAUCUGAGUCAGAAGAUGAAAGUAUAAUGGUGAAAAAAGAAAAGGAUUAUGAUGGAAAUUUUGUAGAGUUUAUUGAUUAG
Lodderomyces orthopsilosis Co 90-125 is the source of this 1359-nucleotide messenger RNA. RefSeq lists its product as uncharacterized. The transcript has 3 exons. The coding region runs from base 1 to 1359 and encodes 452 amino acids. Lineage: Eukaryota; Fungi; Ascomycota; Pichiomycetes; Serinales; Debaryomycetaceae. Gene Ontology annotation, molecular function: metal ion binding. The record is from RefSeq and is a predicted model, not a curated record.